This is a messenger RNA of Malaclemys terrapin pileata, 5796 nucleotides long. It is a transcript of the gene RAB11B, whose product is annotated as RAB11B, member RAS oncogene family. Gene Ontology annotation, cellular component: recycling endosome. NCBI's taxonomy places the organism in Eukaryota, Metazoa, Chordata, Testudines, Emydidae. The transcript is spliced from 5 exons. Gene Ontology annotation, biological process: regulated exocytosis; constitutive secretory pathway. The coding region runs from base 71 to 727 and encodes 218 amino acids. The record is from RefSeq and is a predicted model, not a curated record. Gene Ontology annotation, molecular function: GTPase activity; GTP binding.
CGGUUCUUCCCACCCCCACCGCACCGCGUCGGUGCCUGGCAGCCAGAGGAUCGGCCCCGCCGCCAUCGCCAUGGGCACCCGGGACGACGAGUACGACUAUCUCUUCAAAGUUGUGUUGAUUGGGGACUCUGGAGUAGGGAAGAGUAAUCUUCUGUCACGCUUCACUCGCAAUGAAUUCAACCUUGAGAGUAAGAGCACCAUCGGGGUGGAAUUUGCCACCAGGAGCAUCCAAGUGGAUGGGAAGACGAUAAAAGCCCAGAUCUGGGACACUGCAGGGCAGGAACGAUAUCGUGCCAUAACGUCAGCCUAUUACCGUGGUGCCGUUGGGGCCCUCCUUGUCUAUGACAUUGCCAAACAUCUCACCUACGAGAAUGUUGAGCGUUGGUUAAAGGAGCUCCGGGAUCAUGCAGACAACAAUAUUGUCAUCAUGCUGGUGGGAAACAAGAGUGACCUGCGCCAUCUGAGAGCUGUGCCCACCGAUGAGGCCCGGGCUUUUGCAGAAAAAAAUAACUUAUCUUUUAUCGAAACUUCUGCCCUGGAUUCCACAAAUGUCGAAGAAGCCUUCAAGAACAUCCUCACAGAAAUCUACCGCAUCGUCUCACAGAAGCAGAUUGCAGAUCGAUCUGCACACGAUGAGUCUCCCGGCAACAAUGUAGUUGACAUCAGCGUCCCGCCAACCACCGAUGGACAGAAAUCCAACAAACUCCAGUGCUGUCAGAACCUGUGACCUGUAGAUGCUGUCUGUGCCCCUGGCAUCGUCUGUGCUUCAGUUAGAAACUUGUGUGGGCUUCUUACAAAUAUUUCCUGUGAUUCAGUGACUCCCUGUGUUCUUCUCCACACCCCUCCCCAACUCCCUUCUUUCAUCUUAGAGCUUGAAUUGUAGGGCUAACAUUCCCUUGCCUCUGAAAUUCCCUUUUGAAUGUGAUGACUUUUGGGCUUGAAAUGUAGGCACUGAUCUGGUAGACAUAUUUGUUGUGGAAUAUCUGCUGCUGGAUGUUAUCCCAUGAAGCACUCUCCUCAAAUGUAUAUUUUUAUUUUUGUGUGGGAGAGGAGGCAUGGGGACUUGGUUAGAACGGCUGAAGAAAUAACUCCAUUUAGGUUUUCAUUUAUCUCAUAGUCGGACUUUUUCACAGUCUCUUAUGUUUCUGUAAACAUGGGGGAGAAAUUAAAAGAUAACUAGUCUACCAAAUGUUCUGUUUUCUGUCCAGAUGAAGUAUCAGUGAGGUUUUUAGUGGCUGCACACAUGAGUGGUGUUGAAAAUAACCUCACUUAUGUAAUUCCCCUGAAUGCAGAGUUAAUCUGGCUGUGCAGUUUACUGUUUCUUGCCUGGGAAAUCUUCUCUACUCUUAAUUUCUUUUAUUUGGGAUCAAUGAAGUAUGUCUGCAUUGCAUUAUUUGCCACGAUGGAUGCCUGUUCAGCUCUGGGCAGGCAGUAUGAAGUGGCUUAAUAUUUAUUCUUGGCUUUGUUAAUGAACAUUAAUGUACAGUAAGUGCCAGCAUAUUAAUUUUAAGGUCCUUUUGCAAGCUGUAGAACUAGGUUAAUUUUAUACUGUAGAUCAGUGUCUGGAGGAGAAAUCCUCUCUAAUCCCAGAAUUUUUUUGCAUGCUGCUUACUCACUAGGUCUAUCCCUAAAUCCGUUUGAGUGAGAGUAAAGCAAUAUUUUCCUGUCAUGUACAUACCUGCACUCGUAAGGUUUUUUGGUUGUUGUAGAGAAACCCAAUACUUUCUACAUUUUGUAAAACUUAUGCAGAACCAUAGCAUCUUGGAUUUUCUUUCCAUUAUCGUUCACUAUUGACCUUGUGCUUAAUUUUUUUCUUGACCUCUACUAAACUGUAUAAAAUUCCGCGUAAUACACACUGUCCUGCUACUUCACUCUUAGCCUGUUUUCUGAAUUGCAGCUUGUAACUUCCAAAUAUGACUGAUUAUCUGUCAUCAGGAGGGCUAACAACUAUAUAAAACUGGUGGAAUGGGAAUAAUUUUAUCAGAAACUUGUCAGUUGCUUGCUAGCUUGUGAAAAUCCUCUGUGGGGAAGGGUUCAUCGGUCACCAGCUCUGGUACUGUUGCAUCUUUGCAGUAAACAGUGUUGUGUUGAAAGAGAGUACCAGGUGAAAUGAUCAAAACGAAGCGUUGGGAGCACCCGCUGUUCUCGAGAGGCUAGCUAAAGCAACUUGCUUCCAAAUUCUGAGUCCAGGCCUCACUUGACACAUCCUACCUUGCAUGUCAGUGAGAAGUUGUUUUUUUUAUGUUACAAAGUGAAUCUGAAAUUGUACAUUGUGUGCUUGGGGUGGGGUGGGGAGUUAACAUUCCAGUCUCAACUGUUUUGUAUUUGGUUAUGUAAUAAAAUUAAGGGCAGUGAACUCUGAUGGCUUUUCUUUAUAAGAUGUCCAGCCAAAUGCAUUGAAUUUUACAAAUAGAAGGCCAGAGUUUUAAGCUAAGCAGUCACAUGGUCUCAGUACUUCAUAGUUUUACAUACAUUAUUUAAACUUAACCUGUUUUCUAGUACAUUCAUCACAGUCAUUGGCCAGGGUUCAUUUCAGGCUGUGGGACUAUGCUCUAGGUGAAUGAUCCCCAUCUCAUGGGGAAGGUAUUUAUCCCUCCUGGGAAGUGGUGGGGUGCUGUCCCAGUGCUGGAAGCACUCUCGGCACAUGACACUAGUACUAAUAACAUCCUGAGAACAGGACUCCUAGCAAGCCUGAACUGGAACCUUCUCCUUCUGGUGUGUCUGAGCCAUUGUGUGACUUGCAGUUGGUAUUUGGAGGCUGGCAGGGGAAGCACAUCAUGCAUAAUAUAUUGAAAACAGUCUCACAAAGGUUUGAAAAUAUUCCUUUCAAGAGCAGGCAGCCACUCUUGGAGCUGGAGUGCUUUGUUUUGUUUUUUAAAAAGCUCUUUCAACAGAACACUUGAUAGAAAGGAGUGAGGAGCCUGAGUACUUUGAUGGCACGAGGAAGAAUUGUGCUGUUAAGAGGCCUUAGUACAGGGUAAUUUACUAAUAUGGUGAUUAUCCUGCAAAGCAUUUGUUUCUAAAGGUGAACUUCACCUGCCUCUCCUCUUGUUAGCAGGUGAGGGUUUUUCUGGCUAGUUUGAGAAGCGUUGAGAGAAGCAGUAGGUGUCAUAAUUGGUUAAAUUCCUAGGCUCUGGCAUAGAAACAUUUUUACUCCUGGGAUUUGUGCAGAGCUCUGGGAUUUGGCUCAAAGCCCUAAUAAAAAAUCCUUGUCCAGGGCUCAAGUACAACCAAGCGUCUUGCUUAUUGAAGAGAUCCUGUGCUAUUUCCCCACCUGUCCGAAGAGAUCCUGGCACAACGAGCUGCUCAGUUGUGCUCUCCCCUGGUGAUGAAGCGUGAUUACACUGCCCACGUCACAGCACUGCUGCGCCUGCGCUGUAACAUGGGCAGUGUAGACAGACCCUUAGUUUUCUGGCUGCACUCCAGCCCAUACUUGACACAAAGUUGUUUUUGUCUGCAGAGGUCGGUUGCUUCAUUAGCCUAGGUCUGGACUGUUUCCCACAGGCUGUUCUGCAACUGUUUGCAAAGUCAGCAGAGCACAAAACUCUUCCCCCUCCUAUGAGGAUGAGAUGAUUUUGCCCAAGGUAUACCAGAGGCCAUUCGCACUAGAGAACGGGCACUUACUGUAGUCUUAAGUCUUAUUAGCUCUUCAAUGUCUUCCCAUGCAUAGAUUGGAAACCUUAAUGGGGUUACCUUGUAAUCUAAAGUACCUUGAUUCUCCCCCAUGCCAAUCCCAUACACUUCUGAAAUUUACUGUGAUUAGAAAGCACUGCAGGUGCCUGCUCUUGGAGUCCAUGCAGAAGAGAGCUAGACAAAGGAAUUCAAAGGAAGCUUUCUGAUACUCAGACCUGGAGCAGCUAGAACAAACCUUCAAAUAAACUGUACAGUAGUGCAGAUUAUUACUACACUUUCUUGACACGAAAAAAUUGAACUCCGCUUAGCUGCAGCAUAACUCCAUAGGAGUCCCUGGCAUAACCUCAUUAGCUCCAGAUCCCAAAUUUGUAGUGCAAGGAAAAAUAAGAAGGGGUACACUUCUGUCCUUAGUCACUUAUCUCCAAUGGGGGCAUUUGCAUGUCAGUGAGAGCAAAAUUUGUCUCAUAAAUUAAAACUCCUUUUUACAGAAAGCUGCCUGCUCAAGGAAGCAAACAGGUUCUGUGGGAGUUAGUUAAAUCUUCACAAAGCUUGUUCCCCAAGUCCCUGCUUCACCCAGACACUGCAAACAGUGUUAGUUAAAACUAAGUUUUGAAAGCUAACUUCAAAAACAUCUUCCACUAUCAAGUGUGGAUGGUCUGGUUGUUGUCUCCAUUUUGAAGCUCCCUGCUGAGUUUAAAUUUAUUUCGGUCUUGGAUGGGGCCAUGAUAGCAGCAUCUUUUAUUAAUUAACUAGUUAAUCACUAUUGAAGCUGUUUUGGAGAGGAGGCAGAAGACCAAAAUUAACAAACACCCAAUGUUUGUCACUGAACACAUGCACAGCGGAACCUCAUUACAUCCUGUUCUGAUCAGGGUUCUCUUGUUAAAUCUCACAUUCAUUUCUGUCACAUGGGGAAGUCUCAGUAACUGCCUAUAUGUCAUUGAACUCAGACAUGUAGGACCUCUCAGCCGGUUUUUAUGGAGUUCACCUCUGAUGUGCAAAGCAAGCAAGUGUGGUCCAGUGGAAAGUUUAAAUCACUAAAAUUGUUAUUGCAAAACUCCACAAUGACUGUCUGCUCUAAUUGUUGAAUCCCUUUGUUAAAAGGACUCUGUGUGUGUCUGCUGUAGAAGUGUUUGCAGAGGGGAAAGGAAUAUGAUUUCCUCUCUUUCCUCCCACCACAGCUCCUUAGAGUUAUAUCAGAGGGAGAUGACUAUAUGUGGUGCCUCUACAGAACCCCCAGCCUGUGGGAAAAGACCUAGUAUAUUUGUCCAUUUUUUUUUUAUAUAAAUAUCAAAGUGGGAAAUUCAUAUGAAUCAGGAGAUAUCUUCACACUGCAAGACAACUGCUCUUUCAACUGGAAUUGUUAGGCUGCCAUCUUGAUUUUGAGGACCGGUCUGUGCCUUUGCUAUUUGAACAGGUCACUCACUGAAAGAAGCCAAUUUGCUUUGAAAAUCUGCUUCUGUGUUUGGCCAGUAACAUUUUGAUUUCUGUGUGCUAGCCCUGUGGGCAUAGAAUGCUAUCAUGGCCUUGAUCUAUCAGUGGUGUGAAACUGAGUCCAUCUGUGCUCUGUGAUAGGAGAGUCUCCAUUCUGAGCGUAAAGGAAGAAUACCUUCCUUAGACAUUUUGAUCUCAGUAGAAAAAUACAAACCUAAUAAGGUAUUUCAUAGGCACCUACUGAGGCCUUUCCCCCCUUCCUAACAGUAAAGGAAUUUACACUAAUUAAGGACCCUGCUCUUUUUAAAGUGGCGAAAGUCAGGCAAUUUGGAGUGAAGGCUGAAAUUGUACUUCACUGGUCUACAGCCUGUUAGGGCUGAGCUUGGAGACUCAUGGUUUCUAGAACAGACCCUUAACAGGACUGUAAUGUAGAAUUGUGUAGUUCAGACUGAUGAGCAGUGGGGUAUUUCCAGAAAAAAGUUAUGAUUUCCAAGGCUGCUUCAUUACAGUUAUUUUCACGAUCACCAUUUUUUUGGUAGAGUGUAGUCUAUCAGGCUUUGUGGGCUAUAACACUGGACCUUUAUGCAACUGAGAAGAGGUUCCUGUCACUUAUUUUUACUCAUGGUUAAUGUGUUCAGUUAAGUGCAAUUCACUUUGUAAAUAUAUAUAUGCAUCACUUGAUUUUUGUGCAUGGUUAUUAUGUAUUGUGGAUAUAAAGAUUGCCAAACCAAA